Messenger RNA from Colletotrichum fioriniae, 459 nucleotides. RefSeq names its product mitochondrial membrane protein (gene FIS1). Gene Ontology annotation, molecular function: protein binding. Gene Ontology annotation, biological process: peroxisome fission; autophagy of mitochondrion; mitochondrial fission. Gene Ontology annotation, cellular component: mitochondrial outer membrane; peroxisomal membrane. The record is from RefSeq and is a predicted model, not a curated record. NCBI's taxonomy places the organism in Eukaryota, Fungi, Ascomycota, Sordariomycetes, Glomerellales, Glomerellaceae.
AUGGUUGAUCUACCUUACGCCCUGGACGCGGAAACGCCCCUCAAGGCAUCCGAGCUCCAGGUCCUCCGCGCCCAGUAUGAAAAGGAAGGCGACAUGGUCGGCGUCCAAACCAAGUUCAACUACGCAUGGGGCCUCGUAAAAUCAGACUCCCGCAACGACCAACAACUAGGCGUCCGCCUCCUCUCCGAAAUCUUCCGCGUCUCCCCCGAGCGCCGCCGCGAGUGCCUCUUCUACCUCGCCCUCGGCAACUACAAGCUCGGAAACUACGGCGAGGCCCGCCGCUACAACGAUCUCUUGCUGGAAAAGGAACCCGCUAACCUCCAGGCCUCCAACCUGCGCCAGCUCGUCGACGACAAGGUCGCCAAGGAAGGGCUCAUGGGCGUCGCCAUCAUCAGCGGCGUUGCGGUCGCAGCGGGCGUGGUGGGUGCGUUUUUGGUGAGGAAUGUUAAGAGGAGAUAG